AUGUUGCUUCGCAAAGACUCGACAUUUUCUAAGCAGUCGGAAUUCGUGGCUAACGUCGUGCUCGGCAAUGAUAUCCUUGAACGCUCAAAGCAAACCAAUCUGCUGGCGACCUUCCUCACACCAGCGACCAUAAUGGUGGUAUCAGUCACCGCCUCUACAACGCAGGGAAGUCCGCUGGAACCAGACGUCCUGAAGCGAGCCACUGACGCCUGUGUUAUGGCUAUUGAACUCUGUGAGAUGCGAGCAACUAUCCUGGCCUACGUGGAGUCUCGCAUGUCUCUCAUCUCACCAAAUGUCAGCGUACUCAUUGGAGCGUCGACUGCCGCAAAACUGAUGGGUCAUGCGGGUGGACUGACGGCUCUCUCCAAGAUGCCCUCAUGCAACAUCCUGGUGUUGGGCGCUCAAAAACGCUGUCUCUCCGGCUUCAGCAGUAACGCCUCUCUGCCGCACACUGGCUAUAUCUACCACUCCGACAUGGUGCAAAAGCUGCCUCCAGACCUGCGAAUCCGAGCUUCACGCCUACUCGCCAACAAGGUCACCCUUGCUGCUCGCGUGGACUCAUUUCACCAAUCGCAGGAUGGAACUAUCGGUGAACAGUUUCUGCUAGAGGUUGAAAAGAAAAUCGACAAAUGGCAGGAACCUCCGCCAGUGAAACAAAUCAAACCGUUGCCCGCUCCAUUGGAUCCACCAGCAAAGUAUGUUUUACUGUUUUUUAAUUUCAUUGCUAAAUUUGAGUAA
This is a messenger RNA of Dibothriocephalus latus, 738 nucleotides long. Lineage: Eukaryota; Metazoa; Platyhelminthes; Cestoda; Diphyllobothriidea; Diphyllobothriidae. The record is from the annotation of a GenBank genome assembly.